AUGGCUUCACGAGUGGUGUUCUCGCGGCGCUCCCUGGCACCACUGGCGGCCAUGGCCCUCGGCGGCAUGGCACUGGCUCCGGCUACUGUUUUCGCCGAAGGUUCCAGCGACUUCAAGCGGAAACCCAUCUACGACGAUUAUGAUAUCCCGACAGCAAAUCCCGCACCUGUAACACCACCACCAGUUGCUGCGACGCCCGUUGAGCCGGUCGACGACGAGGAGAGGCAUCACUCGCCUACUCCUACUGAGCGGCUGGCCGUCCAUAUCGGUAGAGGUCGCCUGGCUCUCUACAAGUACGCAGUAGCUGCUGAGAACAAGGUCAACGAGACCAUGGAUUCAGCCUUCAAUCUCGAGCAAUCCUUCACCAGUACCAUCGCUUCACUGGCUCCCUCCCGUGAAAGCGGCGAGCAACUUAUGCCCGGUGCCAUUUACGUUCUGGUUGCUGCUAUGGCCGGCAGUAUCAUUACUCGCAAUCGCAGCAUUAUCCUUCGCGCUUCGCUCCCCCUCGCCCUGGGUAUUGGCGCUGGCUGGACCGUUCUCCCUGUCACCAUGCGCAACAUCUCCGACCUGACCUGGAAGUACGAGCAGAGGUUCCCUGUUAUUGCCGAGUCUCACAUCCGCCUGCGCGAGAGUAUCGUAAACAGCGUCAGCUUUGCCAAGGCGCAUAGCCAGGUUGGUGUCCGUUAUGUAGAUGAAAAAGUGACAGAUGCACGAGAGGCUGUUGAGGGCUGGGUCCAGAAGGGCAAAUAA
Molecule: messenger RNA, 750 nt
Organism: Fusarium mangiferae
Lineage: Eukaryota; Fungi; Ascomycota; Sordariomycetes; Hypocreales; Nectriaceae
Exons: 3
Coding region: 1-750 (249 amino acids)
Biological process (GO): cristae formation
Cellular component (GO): mitochondrial crista junction; MICOS complex
Source: RefSeq, a predicted model, not a curated record